AUGGAAGAACAAGGAGAAAACCUUAAACAGGCACAAGCAUCACCCCCGGCAAACUUUCAGCCACCAAUGCAGCUGACCCAACCUCAUACCGUUUUACCCAGAGAAAUCGGUGCACAUCAGCCCGAGCUUCACGUGGACGCAGCCAUGGUACCACGCAUAAAUCCACCCAACAUGAAUGAUACCAACAUUGAAUCGUAUUUUUUGUCCCUCGAGUUUUGGUUCGCGGCCACCGGAGUAACACAUGACGCGAGGAAGUACAAUCUGGUCAUGGCACAGGUACCGCCGAACAAACUAACGGAGUUGAAGGCAAUCAUCGAUUCCACGCCGCAGAUUAAUCGCUACGAGUACAUUAAAUCUAAACUCAUAGCGCACUUUGCCGACAGCCAGCAACGACGCGUACAACGCGUUCUUUCUGACAUGCCCUUGGGUGACCUAAAACCUAGCCAGCUGUUCAACGAAAUGCGACGGGUAGCUGGCAGUGCCCUCUGCGAAACCGUACUCGUAGAUUUGUGGGCCUCACGCUUACCACCACACGCCCAAGCCGCAGUCAUCGCAUCAAAGGGUGAUAUAGCAGAUAAAGUUGCGAUUGCAGACGCCAUCGUCGACUCAAUGAAUUUUCGGCAAAUUAGUGCGGUGGGUAACCCCUCAGCGCCCACCACUACAAUACAACAAAAUGACGAGUCAAAUGCAUUACUUGAACUACGAAAGGAGAUCGCUCAGCUAACGAAACGUUUUGAGGUUAUGACAAAGCAGCGACCAAGGAGCCGUAGCCGAAGCAGACAUGGACACCAACGUAGCACGCAUCAGGAGGGUACCCACUUAAGUGGAUUAUGUUGGUACCACGAUCGGUUUGGCGCGAGCGCACGAAAGUGUAGAACGCCUUGCACGUACAAAAAUCGGGAGAACGCUCAAUGA
This is a messenger RNA of Rhagoletis pomonella (apple maggot), 915 nucleotides long. RefSeq lists its product as uncharacterized. The coding region runs from base 1 to 915 and encodes 304 amino acids. Lineage: Eukaryota; Metazoa; Arthropoda; Insecta; Diptera; Tephritidae. The record is from RefSeq and is a predicted model, not a curated record. The transcript has a single exon.